AAUAAGAAACUAUUGGUUUAAGAAACCAACAAUUAAAUAUAAUUUGAAAACAAUAUUUGUUUUAUACAGAUUAUAAAUAAAAAAUUCAUCCCAGUCAGUUUGUCAGGAUAAGUUAAGCUUUAAAGUCGUUUUAGAAAAAAACAAAAAUGUGUUUCAAGAUUCUGUUAGAAUGUCUGAUGCUCUUCCAUAUGUCAAUACUAACAGAAGCUCUUAUUGACCCAGACUCAGGAUAUGCUAUCUUGGCAUCUAAAAUUGAUGUCAUAAAUGAAGAAAUGUCCAUGUUGCGUAAGGCACUGAUUUCAACACAGGUCAAACUGGCAUCAACACAAACAGAGCUAGGAAAAGUGAAAAAGGAAUGUGGAAUUACUAAAGGAAUUACAUCUGCUGCUACCACAGUCACACCUACAGAAAGCACUGUGGCACCAACACCAGAGGAGACUUGCUGUCAACUGGUGGAGACUGCUAUCAAUGAAAUCAAGCAAGAGCAACAGGAUGUAAGAACUCACUUAGAAGCCUUAAUAGAAAACAAAGUGCGAAACUUGAAUGAAGAGAUAUCAAAUACUGCCAUGGGUCUGCUAACAACAAAAAAAGGACUGGCAAAACUUACUGAAGACCUCCGUGGUUUAUCCAACAAUUACAGAAGACUGAAGGAAAAAGUAGAAAACCAUUUAUCCAGUUACAAAGCAGUUAUAAAAAGUGAGAUAGAAAAUGCUGAUCACUGUCAGUCUGGGAAUUUCAUCAGAUACAAAGUGUUCCCUGACACAGUCACUGUUGUGUUCAAAAAGCCAUUUAGUCGCAAACCUGUGUUUACUAUGGGAACAUCAAUGCUCGAUUUUUAUGCAGACAAAAACUUGAGAGUACGUCUUUCUGUUCGUCAACUGUCAACUACACAAAUCCAAAUUGAUAUCAAUGUAUGGGCUGAUACAGUGGCCCAUGCUGUUGGUGUAUGGUGGAUGGCGUGUCCAGCUUAAAGGCCGACUAUCCCAAUAUAAUUGUGAAUCAGAUGGACAAGUAACCCCAACUGGAAAAUAACUACCAUGUAAAUGUUUGUUUGUUUUUGCUGGGUUUAAUGUCGCAACAAUACAACUACUUAGUAUAGGUCAUAUGGAUAAGUUGAUUUUUACAUUUAUUUCUAAUAAUGAUACGCAGUCAAUCUUUGCAAAUUAACAUGACAGUAAUUUGUUAAGGAAGCUUACAACUUCUGAUCUUAAAAUGAUUGUUACAUUUUUAGAAUUCUUCAGUCUGAAAAACUGUAUGAAUAAUCCAAGGGCAAUAAUUCAGUGAAAACUCACCAUAUAAGAACAUGUCGAAAAGAUGAUCAUCUCCUCUUGAGAGUGAAGCAUCCAAUGAAUUUUCGCAGAAUUCCGGCUAUUAAUUGCUAAGAAAUACUCUGGAUAAAAAUGGUACUAUAGUAUACUAAUGUUGAACAAGCAAAGGGCAAUAAUUCAGUAAAUUUAUCUGAUCAGAACAUGAUCGAGAUCUCCUCUUGGGAAUGAAAGCAGGAUUCUGUUUAUUAUAGGCAACCUUAGAUAGCUGAUUCCCACUUAUGAGUGUCCAAAUUCUCAAGUUUCUGGUAUUUUCUCAGAAUACCAUUUUCUCUCUGAGUUCAUCUCAACAGACUUAUACAAGAGGGCCAUGAUGGCCCUAUAUCGCUCACCUGAGUACCACUGCUUUAACCAAAAAGAAAAAAUUCUUACAAGGUACAGAUAUGUCAAAAUACACCUAAAAAUUGGAGGUACCAUUCAUGCUGUACCACAGAAAAGUGGUCUCAGUUUUUCCCUACGGCCAAUAAUAAAAAAGUUACUAAAUAAGCUAUUUAUAGUAACAUAAAAGGGAAGUAAUAAAAAACAAGAGCUGUCACUAAUGGUGACAAAUGCCCCCGCAGCGCCUUGACCUUUGAGCUUGACCUUUGACAUGGUGACCCCAAAGUCAAUAGGAGUUGUGUACUCAAUAAGUACUAUUAGCAUGUGAAGUUUGACAGUCCUGUGUGCAGUGGUUCGCGAGUAAAGUGCCUUCAUGCAAAAAGUUAACAUUGGUCCCUGUGACCUUGACCUUUGACCUGGUGACCCCAAAGUCAGUAGGGGUCGUGUACUCAAUGAGCACUAUCAGCACAUGAAGUUUGAAGGUCCUUGGUAAAAUGGUUCGCAAGUAAAAUGCCUUCAAGCAAAAGGUUAACCUUGGCCACUGUGACCUUGACCUUUGACCUGGUGAACCCAAAGUCAGUAGGGGUUGUGUACUCGAUGAGUACUAUCAGCACGUGAAGUUUGAAGGUCCUGGGUGCAGUGGUUCGCAAGUGCCUUCAUGCAAAAAGUUAACCUUGGCCUCUGUGACCUUGACCUUUGACCUGAUGACCUCAAAGACAAAAGGUGUCAUGUACUCAAUGAGUACUAUCAGCAUGUAAAGUUUGAAGGUCCUGGGUGCAGUGGUUCGUGAGUAAAGUGCCUUCAUGCAAAAAGUUAGCGUUGGCCCCUGUGACCUUGACCUUUGACCUGGUGACCCCAAAGUCAGUAGGGGUCAUGUAGUCAAUGACUACUAUCAGCAUGUGAAGUUUGAAGACCCUGGGUGUAGUGGUUCGCGAGCAAAGUGGCUUCAUGCAAAAAGUUAACGUUGUGACUAACGAACGGAUAGUUGAAAACUAAUAUGCCUCCCUUCAGGGGGCAUAAAAAAUACUGUAAGCAACAAAAGAAAGAUCUGCCAAAUAAAAAUAAGAGCACUGCAGUGCAACGCAAAUGCAGAGAAAUAUUCACAUAAAACAAAGUCAUAUGACCUUUGACCCCUAAGUGUGACCUUGACAUUGAAUUUAGCCAUCUGAAACAUGCACUCUGCACAUCCAAUCAAUGAGUGAACAUUUCUAUCAGGUUUCUCUGAAAUCCAUCAUGGGGUUCAAAAGUUACAGAGUGGAAGGAAAACUGCUAACCAACACACAAGACAGACAGAUGGACACCGAGGCGAUAACAUAAUACGUCCCUGUGGGCGUAUAAAAAAGAAUCGAGAUCUUAUGAUGAUACAAGUUGUGUGCAAGUUUGGUAAAAAUCAAAUCAUAAAUAAAGCUGCUGUUGUGCAGACAAGGUCAAAAUAGAUCAUUUUGGGCCAGGGGCCAUAACUCUGGAACCCAUAAUGGAAUCUGGCCAGUUCCAGAAAAGAACCAAGAUCUUACGGUGAUACAAGUUGUGUGCAAGUUUGGUUAAAAUAAUAUCAUAAAUGAAACCACUAUCGUGCAGACAAGAAAUUGUUGACAGAUGCACGCACACACGCACGAAUGGACACACGGACUGACUACGGACGAAGGGCGAUCACAAAAGCUCACACCUUGUCACUAUGUGACAGGUGAGCCAAAAAUGAGAUUCUGAAGUUAUAUAACCUCACCAAAAGGGAUUAGUACCACCUGUUAAUAGCCACCCUAAAUUCGAGUUAGAUUCAGAGAAAAAAGAUACUGUAAAAUUUUCAAGAAAGUGCCAUUAAACAGGAUUAAAUGGUAGAGGUAUGGCAGGUAUUUUUUACCUGCAGCUAUUAUUUUUACUAUUUUUUGUGAACAAAAUCAGAUUUGUAAAUAUUGGCCUCGUAUAAAUUCGCCGCAUAAAGUCAAGUAAAUUGGUAAACCUUGUGAUUUCGUUAAUUUUAAAAUCUUAUAAAAUAAAAUCAUGUGUUUUUACCCCAAAUCUAUAAACUUUUACAGCAGUAAAAAAAAACAGUUAUAUAGUAUGUAUUUGUUUUGAAGGACUCUACAAACUGGCAUGCAUGCUGCAGUCUUUAUUGUUCAACCACAGUCUAUCAGUAGUCCACUUUUCAAUAAAAGUCAUCUGUGGCCUCUCCCAACUUUUCAUAUUCCUGAUCAUUCUUUCUUUUCAGCUGCGAUGUGCCAUUUUAAUUAAGCUCUAAAACAUCUUCGAUAAGCCUUCGCCUUCAACCAAUGUAAUUUUACAGGUACAUGCAUUAUUUGAUAUGCAGUAAAUAUGUGUGUA
This is a messenger RNA of Mercenaria mercenaria, 3962 nucleotides long. RefSeq lists its product as uncharacterized. Lineage: Eukaryota; Metazoa; Mollusca; Bivalvia; Venerida; Veneridae. Gene Ontology annotation, molecular function: carbohydrate binding. The transcript is spliced from 3 exons. Gene Ontology annotation, biological process: cell adhesion. The coding region runs from base 147 to 971 and encodes 274 amino acids. The record is from RefSeq and is a predicted model, not a curated record.